Messenger RNA from Cladophialophora carrionii CBS 160.54, 1503 nucleotides. RefSeq lists its product as uncharacterized. Bases 1 to 1503 code for a protein of 500 amino acids. The record is from RefSeq and is a predicted model, not a curated record. The transcript has a single exon. NCBI's taxonomy places the organism in Eukaryota, Fungi, Ascomycota, Eurotiomycetes, Chaetothyriales, Herpotrichiellaceae.
AUGGACGAUAAUCUCCUCGAUGCCCUGGACAAUACGUGGGCCACUGCCGCCACGGCUCCAGGCAUGGGCAUACCCGGAUGGCUUUACCGCCGGUGUCUAUAUCUGCUGGACGCCCAGUCGAUGCCCGACGCAAUUGACACCAGGGACCGCAUCCAAAAUGAUUUGUUGACUCAAACGGGCAUUCGUGUACCUUGCCAGCUCAUGAGGGCCAUAGCGCUAACAUACGUUGACAUAAACCCCUACAGACGUCAUCAGAUUUAUAAUUUUACCGAAGCUCAAAUGCGACCAGCCGAGGGUGACGGUCAAAUCCAGCCCGUAGGCCCAAUCCGUCGGAAGGCAGACAAUGUAGCGCAAGAAGAGAGGAGUCGAAUGGAGGCCGCGCACAAUCUCCUGAGCAUCAGUGGUCAAGUACCUCAAGCAGCCUCCUUGACUGUUGAUUUGGAGUUCACAGAAGAAACAGGUACCACGAACCAGGGAAACCACUUUCAGAAUGAUUCCAGCGUUGGGGCCUCUCUUCCAGCGGAUGACCAUGUUUUAGCACCUGUAACGGACGGUCACGAUGCUAAUGCAAGCAGAAACCAGACACAUCCUCAACAAGGCUUGCUACUCAGUCUAGAGCAGCACACGUCGCCCUCAACAGAAAUAGAGCGCUCUGGCGCCCAAGCCCGUCUUCGCGCUAUUCUGCGCGAUAUCAAUGCCGCCGAGAUUAUUGGUAUGCCUCUGGAUGGCGAGCAUGUGCAGCCUACUGACCAGUACCUUUCGCCUCUUGGACAGCAUCUCCCUCCUGCAACGCCGCCAAGGGGAGACGGCGACGUUCUUACUCCUGCCUCAAGAACACGAGCGGGACCACGUACGGGCAAGGGAGGGUCGAAGACGGCUUCACCAGCGACCACUGCCAAAGUCGAUACAUCUGGAGGUCGUCCGACAGAGCGUACACAGCGAGCCCGGCCCACACGUGCACAGCAGAAGCCGGCAGUCAGUGUGCUCUCGGAAAGAGUGACCAGAUCAUCUACCGCCGAGCGGAAAAGAGAGGAGCUCGAUGAUGCCAAAAAGACCCAAGCCGACGGUGAGUAUUCGAGCAGUACCAGCAAGGACGAGUAUCAAGCGACAAGGAGGCCUCGCUUAAUUCUGAGCAUCAAUAUCACGACAGGCAAGAUUUCAAAGAGCUGCGGCGAAGAUGCACAAAUCAAUGAUAAAGCCACUGGAGAAGAUCAAAAUCGCGGUGAGGACAAGGGAAGGACGAGUUCGCCAGCACAAUUGCAAGGGCCAGAGGAUCGACCCACCCCAUUGACUCCCAGGAGACUGAUUCUGCAUGCUCCCACGAUAGUAAACCCCAGAAGACUGAUUUUAAAUCCUCCAAAGGCUCCCAUGGAGACCAAACCUACAGGUAAGUCCCGCAAGAGACCACGGAGCCAAGAGCAACAGGACAGAGGUGAUGCGGCCAAGGAUAGUGAUAAUGGAAAGGGGAACGUCCCAGCAAAGAAGCAGCGCACUGGUAAAUAG